This is a messenger RNA of Letharia lupina, 996 nucleotides long. RefSeq lists its product as uncharacterized. Gene Ontology annotation, molecular function: methyltransferase activity. Lineage: Eukaryota; Fungi; Ascomycota; Lecanoromycetes; Lecanorales; Parmeliaceae. The record is from RefSeq and is a predicted model, not a curated record. The coding region runs from base 1 to 996 and encodes 331 amino acids. The transcript has 2 exons.
AUGGAUCAACAUAUAGAGGUAGAUGACCAAGAACCGGCGUCGAAAGAUGACGAGCCUACGGAUGAAGGCAUCCCCAGAACUUCAUCCGAGCCAGAACAUUCCGAGGUGUCCAAGCAUUCCACCAGAUCUAUCACCCGUAGCCUUGUCGAGGAGCACUUUGAGAACGGCAGACGCUAUUGCAGCGAGGAUUAUUACAUGCCCAAUGACGAACCCGAACAGACUCGCCUUGCCAUCGCCCAUCAAGCCUACAUGCCCGCCCUUGACGACCAAUUGACCUGGGGCCUCAUCCCACGGUCUGCAAAACGGAUCCUCGACAUCGGUACCGGAACCGGAGACUGGGCAACAGCCAUUGCGGAGCGCUUCCCAAAUGCCGAGAUCAUUGCUACAGACAUCACGAAUGCCUUUCAACCUCCCAGCGCCCCUCUCAACGUCUACUUCGAGCUCGACGACGCGCAAAACGAAUGGGCCUAUAAUGAGCCUUUCGACUUCAUACACAUGCGCAAUCUAUCUGGCGCUUUUGCGAACUGGGGCGCAGUUUAUGCUGAAGUAUCUAAGAAUCUUAAGCCAGGCGGCUCGUUCGAGAUCGCCGAUCCCGGUCCGAUACAAUAUAAAAGGGAGACCUCAAACUCGAAUACCAGCAUCUUCAAUGGUGCUAUUCGAUCGGCGGCUGACAUGUCUGGAAGGCCACUCGAUCUGGAUCACUUGAAGAAGCCCAUGUUUGACAACGCUGGUCUCAGUGUGGCAAAGACCAGGGUAUUCGAAAUUCCGCUGGGUACAUAUGAUCCGGAUCCGCGAAAAAAGCUGACUGGGAAGAUGGCAAUGAUAGCGGUAUUAGAGGGUUUGGAGGCUGUGAGUCUACGACUACUGACGAAGCAUCUGGGGUGGAAAGAAGAGGAUGUGAGGGGGCUUUGUCGAAAGGUACAAGAGGAGGUAAUGAGACCGGAUGCGCGUGCUUUCAUCCGUGUCCAAUUUGUGAUAGCGAGGAAGCUGAUGUGA